Heteronotia binoei (common prickly gecko) is the source of this 3639-nucleotide messenger RNA. RefSeq names its product phospholipid-transporting ATPase ID-like. Lineage: Eukaryota; Metazoa; Chordata; Lepidosauria; Squamata; Gekkonidae. The coding region runs from base 1 to 3639 and encodes 1212 amino acids. Gene Ontology annotation, cellular component: plasma membrane. Gene Ontology annotation, biological process: phospholipid translocation; Golgi organization. The record is from RefSeq and is a predicted model, not a curated record. Gene Ontology annotation, molecular function: magnesium ion binding; ATP binding; ATPase-coupled intramembrane lipid carrier activity. The transcript has 26 exons.
AUGCAGUCGGAGACACAGUGCCAGGCCUGUCCCAGGCAGGGAAGCCUCCCUCCUCCGGGCUGCUCCUGGCUGCAGGGGUGGCUUCCUUGUGAGGAGCCCAAUCCUGCCUCCUCUUCCUCCUCCUCUUGUGUAACUCGUGCUCUCUUUUCUGCAGAGGAAGAAAGGCACCUGCGCGCAAACAACCGGAUCUUCAACCUCCAGUUUGACUAUGCUAAAAACUCCAUCAAGACGGCCAAGUACAACUGCCUCACCUUCCUGCCUCUCAACCUCUUCGAGCAGUUCCAGCGCAUUGCCAACGCCUACUUCGUCUUCCUGCUCAUUUUACAGCUCAUCCCGCAGAUCUCCUCUCUUUCCUGGUUCACCACGGUGGCCCCCCUGGUCUUGGUGCUGGCUGUGUCUGCUGUGAAGGAUGCCAUCGACGACUUUAAUCGACACAAAAGCGACAAGCAGGUCAACAACCGCCCCGUGCAGGUGCUCCUCAAUGGCAGGUUGAAGGCGGAGCGCUGGCUGAACGUCGAAGUGGGGGACAUCAUCAAGCUGGAAAACAACGACUUCGUGACGGCUGACCUCCUCUUGCUGUCCAGCAGUGAACCCCACAGUCUGACCUACAUCGAGACGGCCGAAUUGGAUGGGGAAACAAAUCUGAAGGUGCGGCAAGCCCUGACGGUCACUGCCGAGAUGAGAGAGGACCUGCAGGCCCUGAGCAGCUUUGAGGGGGAAGUCCGAUGCGAAGCCCCCAACAACAAGCUGGACAAAUUUGUGGGGACCUUGACCAUCAAGGGGGAGAAGUUUGCUUUGGACAACGAGAAGCUGCUGCUCAGGGGAUGCACGAUCCGCAACACAGACUGGUGCUUUGGGCUGGUCCUCUUUGCUGGGCCGGACACGAAAUUAAUGCAGAACAGCGGCCGAAGCACCUUCAAGAGGACCAGCAUCGACCGGCUCAUGAACACCUUGGUGCUGCUGAUCUUUGCCUUCCUGACCGCCAUGUGUCUCAUCCUGGCGGUUGGCAACAGCAUCUGGGAGUGCAAGAAGGGCUUCUACUUCCAAGUGUACUUGCCAUGGCCGAAGGACAUCCACUCUGCGCCCUUCUCCGGCUUCCUCAUGUUCUGGUCCUACGUCAUCAUCCUCAACACGGUGGUCCCCAUUUCUCUCUAUAUCAGCGUAGAGAUCAUCCGUCUCGGGAACAGCUUCUACAUCGACUGGGAUCGGAAGAUGUACUACCCGCUGAAAGACACCCCCGCCCAGGCCCGCACCACCACCCUCAACGAGGAGCUGGGCCAGAUCAAGUACAUCUUCUCGGACAAAACCGGCACCCUGACGAGGAACAUCAUGGUCUUCAACAAAUGCUCCAUCAACGGGAAGUCCUACGGGGAUGUCUACGACACAGAGGGACAGCGGGUGGAGAUCACGGAGGCUACCCAAAAAGUUGACUUCUCCUACAACCCGCUGAUGGACAGCAAGUUUUCAUUCUACGAUUCAAGCCUGGUGGAGUCUGUGAAGAGGGGCGACCCGGCGACCCACAAGUUCUUCCGGCUGCUCUCCCUCUGCCACACGGUGAUGCCAGAAGAGAAGGAAGCAGGCACCCUGGUGUAUCAGGCCCAGUCUCCAGACGAAGGGGCCUUGGUGACGGCCGCCCGCAACUUUGGCUUUGUGUUCUGGGCCCGCACGCCUGAGACCAUCACUGUGGUGGAGAUGGGAGAAACGGUGGUCUACGAGGUGCUCGCCAUCUUGGACUUCGACAAUGUGCGCAAGAGGAUGUCCGUCAUUGUGCGGAGCCCCAAGGGGGAGCUGACCCUGUACUGCAAGGGGGCCGACACCAUUGUGUACAAUCUCCUGCAUCCUUCCUGCGGGCCCCUCAAGGAAGAGACCACAGAGCACCUGGAAGAGUUUGCUGGGGAGGGCCUGCGGACGCUGGUCGUGGCCUACAAAGACCUGGACGAGGCCACCUUCCGGGGCUGGCAGCAGCGCCAUCAUGAGGCCAGCACGGCCCUGGUGGAGCGAGAGGAGAGGCUGGUGCGGCUGUACGAAGAGAUCGAGACCAACUUGACGCUACUUGGGGCCACGGCCAUCGAGGACAAGCUGCAAGAUGGCGUCCCUCAGACAAUUGAGACCCUCGGCCAGGCUCAGAUCAAGAUCUGGGUGCUGACUGGAGACAAGCAAGAGACAGCGGUCAAUAUUGGUUACUCCUGCAACAUGCUCAGCGACGCCAUGGAGGACAUCUUCUUCAUCCAGGGCCAGAGCUCCGAAGAAGUGCGGCAGGAACUCAGGAAAGCCAGGAAGAAAAUGACGCCGGACACCUUUGUGGAGGACGACUGCAGCAGCACCGACGCCCAGAUCCAGAAACCUGGGAAGUCCCCAAUCUUGCCCGAGGAGCAGUCCAGCGGGGAGUACGGCAUGGUGAUCAAUGGCCACAGCCUGGCCUAUGCCCUGGAGGGGAAUCUGGAGCUGGAGCUGGUGAGGACAGCCUGCUUGUGCAAGACGGUCAUCUGCUGCCGUGUGACGCCCCUGCAGAAGGCCCAGGUGGUGGAGCUGGUGAAGAAGUACAAGAAGGCCGUGACCCUGGCCAUCGGGGACGGGGCCAACGACGUCAGCAUGAUCCGGGCGGCCCACAUUGGGGUCGGCAUCAGCGGCCAGGAGGGGAUGCAGGCCGUGCUCUCCAGCGACUUCGCCUUUGCCCAGUUCCGCUACCUGCAGCGACUGCUCCUGGUGCACGGGCGAUGGUCCUACAUCCGGAUGUGCAAGUUCCUCUCCUACUUCUUCUACAAGAACUUUGCCUUCACCCUGGUCCACUUCUGGUACGGGUUCUUCUCCGGGUUCUCGGCACAGACGGUCUAUGACGAGUGGUUCAUCACCCUCUACAACCUGGUGUACACCGCUCUGCCUGUGCUGGGAAUGAGCCUCUUCGACCAGGACGUGGAUGACCGCUGGAGCCUGCACUUCCCGCAGCUGUACACCCCCGGCCAGCAGAACCUCUACUUCAACAAGCUGGAGUUUGCCAAGUGCACGCUCUACAGCGUCUACAGCUCCCUGGUGCUUUUCUUUGUGCCCUAUGGGGCCUUGAGCAAUGCCGUGCGGAGCGACGGGAAGGCUGUGGCCGACUACCAGUCCUUCGCCCUCAUGGCUCAGACCUGCCUGCUGAUGGUGGUCUCUGUCCAGAUGGGGCUGGACACGGCCUACUGGACCGCGGUCAACCAGCUCUUCAUCUGGGGCAGCCUGGCCACCUACUUCGCCAUCACCUUCACCAUGUACAGCGACGGCAGCUACCUGGUCUUCACCGCCGCCUUCCCGUUCAUCGGCACGGCCCGGAACACUUUGAACCAGCCCAACGUCUGGCUGGGCAUCUUCCUCUGCGUCACCCUUUGCGUCCUCCCCGUGGUCGGCUUCCGCUUCGUGAAGAUGCAGCUCAGGCCGACCGUCAGUGACAAGGUCCUGUCCAAGGUCCGGGAGCUGCAGAAGAGGCCGCCGGUGCCCUUGCCCAAGCGACAGCUGCAGCGCUCCAUCUCCCGGCGCUCCGGCUACGCCUUCUCCCACCAGCACGGCUUCGGGGCCCUCAUCACCUCUGGACGGAACAUGCGCCCCAAGUCCCCCUUUGGCAUCAUGGGUUCCUUCUCGCCCAACACCGAGAAGCACAAGAACUAG